AUGUUCAGGCGCUCCUUUACGUCGAAUAGCUUCACUUCUAAAAGCCGGGCGGGGAAGACCGUCAAGGCGAGUAAGAGAAAGUACGACGAGCAGGCCAAAGAGAAGAUGCAGGAGAAUGUGGAGAAUGUGGAUAAACCGUCACCGGGAAGGUGUGCGCUGACUAGUCCCAUCGUGACGAUGAUCGUGGGCCAGGACCAGCGUCUGUUCGCAGCCCACGCGGAUGUCUUGUCUAUCUCCCCGUAUUUUCGUACCGCACUGAAGGAGAAGUCUCUGGAUGACGGUGCAAAGCAACUGGCUCUACCCGAGGAGGAGCCCGAGAUCCUUUCGUGCAUUCUCGAGUUCCUCUAUAAGGGUGACUAUUAUCCACGCUUAUUGCGUGGGAAACGUCGAGACUCUUGGUAUCUCGAGAACGCCCAGGACCCCUAUCAAACCGGUGGCUGCGGGUCGAGUGAAGCGACGUUCUUCCACUCCGGUGUGAAGGACAUCGUACUCCGGGACACGGUGGUAUAUUGCGCGGCCGAGAAAUACGGCCUCGAAGAGCUGAAGAGCGUUGCUUUUCGCAAGCAAGGUCUCCAAAGCGGGAUCCCUGCUGAUGUGAUCUUGCGAUCUGCUCGAUAUGCGUACGACCACACCCCGGACACUGAAUCUCGACUACGCGCUCAUUACUUGGCUCUCAUCAUUCGAAGUCGCAAGACUUUUAAACGCAGUGGAACUAUGCAGAUGGAAAUGAAGAAUGGUGGCAAGCUGUUUUUUGAUCUGUUUGUGGCGAUGUGCAACCACAUGGACGAUCUUGUGGAAAUCCGGUAG
Penicillium odoratum is the source of this 807-nucleotide messenger RNA. Its product is annotated as BTB/POZ domain-containing protein. The coding region runs from base 1 to 807 and encodes 268 amino acids. NCBI's taxonomy places the organism in Eukaryota, Fungi, Ascomycota, Eurotiomycetes, Eurotiales, Aspergillaceae. The record is from RefSeq and is a predicted model, not a curated record. Gene Ontology annotation, molecular function: protein binding. The transcript has 3 exons.